AUGCCUGGAAUCAUCACGACGGAACCUAUACAGGUGCGUUAAUUUAGUUUUAAUUUAUCGAACAAAGUCUACUGGAGCCCUCUGGAGCACAAAAAACUUAGCUGCUCGUAUCGCAAUCUCUCUUUUGUUUUUCACAUUUCUCCUCCAUGAGAUUCGAGUGUAAAGUGUCAUCAGACUUCUCUUUGCUCCGAGAGCUUACAAAGCACCUUACCCCUCCCCCGUUCAAUUUGUUUUCUUUUCUUUCUCAAUCAAUUAUCAGUUUCAGCUGACCGCCAGUAUGCCCAUCGGAUCGGCCAGUGAUACUAUCCGGAAAUUCAAUGCAGUCGCACAGGCCAAUGAGGAAACUUUGAAGAAGUUGGUGUUUUUUAGACUUUCAUAAUAUAAAUGCAAAUUUUUCAGAAAUCCGUACUCGGAAACUUACAAAAUUCAACAGUUUGACGACAGAAACUACGGGAGACCGCCACCGGGGAGUAAGACGGAAGCCAGAGGGAUAAAGGUGACUCGUUUUGGCUUGGACACUUUCCAACCAAGCAAAUGUUGCCUUUAUCUGUUGCGAGACGUAUUCUGAUUUGCAGGCCGGUGUACACGUUUGCAGAGAGAUCCUUUUCCUUUGUGAGACAAUCGAUGGAAAUGCAGAAGGCGAGGAACCCCAUAAAUACAUCAAGUUUGGAAAACUUUUCAGUAUUUACUCACAUUACUCGGAUAAGGUACAUCGAUUACAUAUUAUUUUUUAGUAAUCCAAACUUUCAGCUAGUGGGAAUGCUGAUCCGAGCUCGAAAGUACGGACUCGUGCAUUUCGAGGGAGAAAUGCUGUACCAACGGCAGGAUGAUCACAAGAUCGUGACGAUGUUGAUGUCAAUUCAAGACAUAAAAGAGAGUCUGACGGCUUCUGGAGACCCCGCCAAGUGCAUUUCCAUCCGGAGAAACUCUGCCCCUACAACUUCUUUUGUACCAUCGGAACCAUUAGAUACUCCCAGGCCACGGCCAGUCAGAACUGAUUCGGUGAACCUCUCCAAACAGUUAGUUUUUCUUCGUUCUCAAUCGAAACUGUUUCAAUUUCAGAAUGUUCGAAGCUCCGACCACUUCUUCAUCUCAACCAACUACAGUACUUCCGUCUGAUGGUAAACCCAAAAAGCCGUGGACACCCAAGGACACAUCAAAAGCCCCCGUGUUUUGCAUUUGA
Molecule: messenger RNA, 1183 nt
Organism: Caenorhabditis sp. 36 PRJEB53466
Lineage: Eukaryota; Metazoa; Nematoda; Chromadorea; Rhabditida; Rhabditidae
Source: the annotation of a GenBank genome assembly